AUGAGUUCUGCUUAUCAUCCUCAGUCGGAUGGCCAAACAGAGGUGUUGAAUAAGACACUAGAGAUGUACUUGAGAUAUUUUGUGUUUGAUCAUCCUAAAACUUGGUUUGAGAUGCUUCCUUGGGCUCAACUUUGGUACAACACUUCCUUUCAUCACAACAUUGGUAUGUCUCCCUUUAAGGCUGUUUAUGGUAGGGAUCCACCAUCUGUUAUUCCUUAUGAAUUGGGUGAAAGUGGUCCAAUGGUUCAACCCAUAGCAGUAUUGGAUUCAAGGGUGUUAUUGAGAGACUCUUCUCAAGUGGAACAAGUGUUGAUUCAAUGGGAAAUUGCUGGUCCUGAGGAAGCUACAUGGGAGGAUGUGACUUGGGUUAAGGCAAGUUAUCCUCACUUCAACCUUGAGGACAAGGUUGUUUAUAAAGGGGAGGGUAAUGUAACAUGUGGGAAGCAGGAAGGAAAAUUGGUCAUGUUGAUGGUGAACACUCUUCCUGAUUGCUUCUCUGAUCCUUCUGAUAUUUCCUUCUUCUCUAUACCUUCUCUGAACCUUUCUGCUCUCCCUAAUCUUCAGGUUCAAAGGAUAAAUAGUGCAUAUUUCCUAAAAGUUAAUGCAAUUUACCAACAGAUGAAUAGAAAACUUCAACAGCUUGAGUCUUCUCCUCAAGAACCAAACACAUUGGAAAGAAUAAGAUUCAGUAUGAAAGUAUUAGAAAAUCUUUUGGCACUCUUAAGUGUGAAUAAAUUCCAGAUUACCACUAAAUUCAAGGAGAAACUAGAUAAAGUAGAAAAGUUUAUACUACGUAACUUUUUCUCAAAGAAUGUUUCUUCACGUUCUCAAGGACAACAACCUUUAGCUGAUGUGCAAUCCAGGCAACAAUCUGAUCCAUCACAUUCUAGUAUUUCUCCAUCGAAAAUACUUGAAACAAAAACAUCACCACAAUCAUUGGGGACACAAAACUAUCAUAUGAUGAUGAAUCUUUCUCGGCAAAAGAAUAUGUGUUUGCAAGAGCAGCAAGUGGCAAAAGAAUAUAGAAAUUCACAACAGUCUGGUCCAUCACAUUCUUGUAUUUGCCUAGUGAAAAUACUUGAAACGAAACCAUUACCACAAUCAUUGGCAACACAAAACUAUCAUAUGAUGAAGGAUGUUUCUCAAAAAAAGAAGAUGUAUUUACAAGAGCAGCAAGUGGCCAAACAAUAUAGCAAUUCACAACAGUCUGGUCCAUCACAUUCUAAUAUUUGCCCAGUGAAAAUACUUGAAACGAAACCAUCACCACAAUCAUUGGGAACACAGAACUAUCAUAUGGUGAAGGAUGUUUCUCAGCAAAAGAAGAUGUGUUUACAAGAGCAGCAAGUGGCCAAACAAUAUAGCAACUCACAACAGUCAGGUCCAUCACAUUCUAGUAUUUGCCCAGUGAAAAUACUUGAAACAAAACCAUCACAACAAUCAUUGGGAACACAGAACUAUCAUCUGAUGAAGGAUGUUUCUCAGCAAAAGAAGAUGUGUUUACAAGUGCAGCAAGUGGCCAAACAAUAUAGCAAUUCAGAACAGUCAGCUUCACCCUUGAUUGAAAACAGCAAUAUGCUUAAAGAAAUUUCCUGUAAACCUACACUCACUUCUGAUGAGCCGAGUGCUGCAAUGCAAUGCUUUCUUAAAGUGUUAACCUCCAGUUCACCUGAAGCAUUAAAUGCAUCGCUUGGUGAAAUUAGAAAGGUAGUCCAUUUGAAUGAUGUGAUACCAAGUUCAGAAUUGAUAAAUGGACUAGGGACAAAUUUAGCAUCGGAUAUUGAGCCAUUUUCACAAGAUAGAUACAUCACUUGCAAUGGUUUUGUUCCAAGGGGAAGGAAGAGGUCUCGCAGCAUGAUUUCAAUGACUGCCUUUGGCACUUCUAGUAUUUAUACUAGUUCAUGUGACAGUAACCAGUUGACUGAUGCUGAGAAACCUGACUUGACUUUAGUCACAUCUACAAUAAAGCAUCCUAGAAUUGUGGAAAAAUGUUCUCUCUUAGAAGAAAUAAAGGAGAUAAAUAAACUAUUGAUAGACAAUGAGAUAGUUAUUGGAGAAAAAGACAGCAUUCAAAGUGCAGCUGGAGGAGCUGCUGAAGACGCUGAAGGAUUGGUUAUUAAAUUCUUUUUCAAUGUAGUAACUUGCAAUCAGAACCUAAUAUCCCAUCUCUCUGCUGAUAAAAAGUCAAUAAUCAAACCGUUGUGGUUGCUUGUUCCCGAAAGUUAUUCAUUUUGCCCACCUGUUGUUUUAGACAAAAUGCCGUUGGAAGUAUUAAAGAUAUAA
Molecule: messenger RNA, 2280 nt
Organism: Glycine soja
Lineage: Eukaryota; Viridiplantae; Streptophyta; Magnoliopsida; Fabales; Fabaceae
Product: mediator of RNA polymerase II transcription subunit 15a-like
Exons: 9
Coding region: 1-2280 (759 amino acids)
Biological process (GO): DNA integration
Molecular function (GO): transcription coactivator activity; chromatin DNA binding
Source: RefSeq, a predicted model, not a curated record